AUGUGUGUGGAAUCGUUCUUACAAAAAAUCUCACUCACUGUCGAGUUGUCAAAGAUUUCUGACGCCGACGGCUCGUUGAGUGUGGAGAAAGUUGGAGGAAAGCCCUUGACUCAAGACAUGCUCGGAACUGGCGACGUAUACUUGCUGGAAACUGGAUCGGCAGUCAUCUACGUUUGGGUUGGACGUGGCAGCUCGAAAGCUGAGAAGCUUCAUGCCAUGAAUCUGGCUGUGAAGUACAUUCAGGAGAAGGGAUAUCCCAAGAGCACCAAGGUCGAAAGGAUUGUCGAGGGUGGAGAACCAGCGGUUUUCAAGCAAUAUUUCAAGACCUGGAGAGAGCCAGAAGACACGAUUGGCCUUGGGAGGGUGUACAGCAAGCGCCAAAUUUCUGCCCUGUGUGCCAAUAAACCGGAAGGUGACUUUGACAUUGCUGGCUUGCACGCGGAAAAACGGCGCCUGUUGGCGAAGAACUCUGGUAAGGCGUUUGGAUUCAUGCCCGAUGACGGGUCUGGGUCCGUGGAAAUCUGGCGCAUUGAGAACUUCGACAUGGUUCCUUUGGAGGCGGAAAAGCAGGGACUUUUCUUCGGCGGCGACUCUUACGUCCUGAAGUACACCUACGAGAAAGACGGGCGUCAGCACUACAUCGUCUACUUCUGGCAG
This is a messenger RNA of Notodromas monacha, 657 nucleotides long. The record is from the annotation of a GenBank genome assembly. NCBI's taxonomy places the organism in Eukaryota, Metazoa, Arthropoda, Ostracoda, Podocopida, Cyprididae.